Messenger RNA from Mesorhabditis spiculigera, 2205 nucleotides. NCBI's taxonomy places the organism in Eukaryota, Metazoa, Nematoda, Chromadorea, Rhabditida, Rhabditidae. The record is from the annotation of a GenBank genome assembly.
AUGCCAAGGGCCAGCUGGGAAGACGCUUGUGCUCUGGACGCUUACUUGGAGCUGCAGUCGGACUACUACGAGGUCUACGAUGCCGCCUGCGACAUGGUGACUCAUCUGGAGAAGACGGUACGAGGAGAGAAGCCCUCACCCUCGUUGGUAGCUGAAUUUCGCCAGAAGGUGAACACCACCAAUGAGGAGGCCGAAAAGAAGAUGACCCGAAAGGGCGUGACACCGAGGAGGGGAAGGUCACUGACGGAUCGAACUGUUCGAAGCACCCUUCGAAAAUGCGAAUCCCUGACGAACGUCCCCAGCGAUCCACACUCCCCGCCAAGAGAUCCGGGCCCAUCACCACCUACCGUACCCCUCGUCUCGGAGCUGGCCCUCCAUAAAAUCGUUACCAUCGUCGCGCAAUCCCCACAAAGUCGACAGGCCGCCCUAAUAUUGCAGGCGUUGCGUCAGCAAAUUUCGGUGGCUUCGUGUAAGGGCUACGCGAAGAAGACGGUGGAGCUGUUCGCCGAGCGGGAUAUAUUGUUUUUGAAGACGCGGAGAAAUUCCCUUCCCUCCGUCAUCUUCCUCGGCAGCGAAUCCAACGGCAUCGAGAGCCGAGAACAAUUGGCCCGUUUCGUCAACGCGAUCGCAUCUUUUAAAGUCGGCCGUGACUAUCUGCUCUCCAUCAGCCAGGGCAAAGAGCUGAUCACGCAAAUCCUGGGCUGCCUGCGCACCAAGCGCAUCCACAGCCACACGCAGGACAAUCUGCUAGCCGUCCUGCAAAAAUUGAGCAUACGGGCCUCCGUCCAAAAAGAACUGCUCCAACUUGGUGGCCUCGACUGGCUGUUGCCACUGCUUGAAGGACGACUGUCGGGUUAUGCCCAAGAAUUCGGGGCCGCCUUGUUGAUGAACUUGUGCAUGUGCCAGCCCGGACAGCCGACCUUGCUGAAAUUCAUCGAGCCCAUCCUGCAAACCCUGAAAAGCCUGAGUCGUAUGAAUAACCCGGCGAUGUGCCCCUACCUCAACGGGAGCAUCUACGGGCUGAUGGCGCUGGGGAGGGCCCGGUCUCGAGCCAGGGAUAUGGGUCUCGAACCGGUGCUUCAGGCAAAACUCGACCGGUCCGACUGCACCCUUGACGAGUUCCAGCUGCCUUUUCUAAUGCGUCAGAUACGGGGAGAGGUGGAAAUGAUGCGAAUUCCGUUGCCGCCCACGGAUGAGGAGGAUACGGCAGGAGACAACCUCGAAUCCGACAUCUCUGCUUCCGACACACUCCGCUCCUCCGGUUCCGAACUCAGCGGAGCACGACUUUUAAUAGCAAAGGGCCGGAAGGAAGAACCGAAAAUGCAAGAGGAGAUCAACGUCCCGGGUACGGUACCUCAAAAGCAUCCAAACCAGACACGAAUCACAAAGAAAGACGCAUCUAUACGCCGGAAUCGAAGCCGGACGGUGACGUUUGAAGGAUCGAGAUCCGAGCCCCGGUUGGCCACCACCGCCUCUCAGGCGACGUUCAUCAUCGAGCAUGACCGUCGGAAGCCGUGUGUUGUGGCUGUCGGCUUGACUGAAGCUGCCCUCCAAUAUCGACAUCAACAAAAAGAAAAGGAAAAUGCCGAGUUGGAGAAGAGGAGGCUCGAAGCGAAGGCAGAAGAGGACAAGCGGAAGGAGGAAGAGCGGAAGAGGGAAGAGGAACGAUUACGAGAAGAAGCCAAAAACCGACCAAAAGACCCGAGGGACCUGAGGAAGAAGGUCGACUCUGGGAGACCAAGAAAUUCUCCGCCCAAAACCGAAAUACCGCAUCACCACCAUCACCAUGAGGGCAGGGAAUGCAAGCGACACUCGAUUCACCAAGAGGAAAAGUCGAAGCCAGCGAUGAAAAGUGCAAGGAGUAUUGCCGUGGAAUCGAAAAGAGAAGCUGAGCCAAAAAUAGUGGAGUCCCCGAAAAAGAAGGAAGACCGCUCCCCGAAAGCCGAAUCUCCACUUCCGGCGAAGGAAAAUGUUAAUGUGGCCGGUGUAGAGAAAGAGCGAACUAAGGAGAGGAAGAAGCCGUCUCCUAUUGCAAUCCCGAUCGAUGAAAUCGUUCCCGAGGCAGCCCCGGUCAGCGACAAAAUCCCGAAGCGAAUCCCGGAGGAUGCAAACGCCUACGAGUACAUCUCCGUGUUCGGCGCCCGCCCGAAAGUGCCGAGAACCCCCGAGAAGGACAAGAAACCCACCAAUUCUGUCCUGCUUUAU